AUGGCCUUUUAUUUAUUGUUAUAAUAGAGCGGGUAUUUUGCAAUCUUGGUAUCUCUUCUCGUCUAUUUUUCUGGUGCUGGUGGUUGCCCUCACCAUAAUUUUUCCAUAUAGCAACCCAGUCUCUCUCCUCUCUCUCUCUCAUUGUCCAUUUUUCCAAACCCAUCUCUAUCUACUCCCACUGCACACAUUUUUUUUCUCCAUUAGGGAACUGGGUUUCUCUCUUUCUUUCCCCCAGUGGUAUUGUGCUAUAGCUUUCUCCAGAAAAGUAAAAGAGUCAGAAAAAGGGUAUCUUUUUCUGUAUGCCAAGUUGGCGAAUGAGCUGUUCUGUUUUUUCUGCACAUUUUCUCUGCCUCCGUUUGGCUAUAUCUGCAUGAGUUUCUUCGGUUCAUUGGUUUGAUCCCAGAAGAAUUAUAUCGUUUGACGCGCUGUGGUUUUGACUCAAGAUCACAACUUUGGGACACCCUUUUGAGGUUUGAACGAGCAGUAAUUGGAAUUGAUUGGUUUUCUUUCUUUGUUUUCUUUGAAUUUUCGUAUACGAUGUUGUUGGGAUAUCAAGUUGGGUUUUUUUGGUGAAAAAAGUGUCAUAGAUCUGCUCUCUUUAUCCAUAUUCGCCUUAUACUUUUUAUAAUAUUUUCAUGAUUAAAUAUAAACAAAUAAAGGCAAGAGCUUGAACAACAAAGAAAAAGAAAGUUGCUUUUCUUUACAAUCCAAGGAAAGCUGAAAGGGGCUGGUAUUGAAUUCUGGAUUGGUUCCUAGUGGGGGAGGGAUCAUAUUUUUGUAAUUUUAGCAUAAUUUAAGUGGUUGUAAGGCGAAUUCGUCGGUUAUUCUGACAAGUGACACUUGAAUGCAAAAGGGUAUCUGGAUUUGGACAAUUUUCUUCGGUUACUGAUCGUAAUUCUACAGGUUGAAGACCAAAGAGCUUUUUAAUUUGAUUCUCAGCCUUUGAGCUCAAAAGGGUUCUCUCUAUAGUUGUGAUUGAAGAGUCAAAAGCUGCAAUUUUGUAAGAGUUUUACCUCUUAGAAAAGAGAAAAAGGAGAGGUUUUUUUAAGGUUCAUCACCAAGCUUUUCUGACGGAUCCUUCAAUUGAAAAUAGGGGUUGUGGUUGUUUGGCUGGUCUGGAGUGCAUAUUUAAUAUAAUCAGGGCCCUGAGAAUGGGGUCCUGCUUAUCUGCAGAAAGCAGGGGCCCUCAUGGCAGUUCGCCGUUGUCUCCCUCACUGGGGGUCAGGAAAAGGAAGAACUCCAGAAAGAAACCUGGGUCUCGAAACUCAUCUUUUGACUAUAGGAGGGAAGAGCCACUGCACAGGAUUCCUGGGAGGAUGUUCUUAAAUGGGUCAAGUGAAGUUGCUUCACUUUUUACUCAACAGGGCAAGAAAGGGACCAAUCAGGAUGCCAUGCUUGUUUGGGAGAACUUUGGUUCCAGAACAGACACAGUUUUCUGUGGUGUUUUCGAUGGUCACGGUCCUUUUGGUCAUAUGGUUGCGAAAAGAGUGAGGGAUUCUCUUCCUCUGAAAUUGAGUGCACACUGGGAAGUGAACAUAAAUAGUGGGGAUGUUCUCAAAGAGAUCAGCCUGAACACUGCAGGAAGCAUGAAUUCCGAAGAUACGAUGGCCCUGGCAUCUGCUGAUGAAGAACCGAGGACCUCCAUUGAUUUGGGGGAAGCAGAAAAACGCCCUGAUUUCUUUCAGACACUGAAAGAGUCAUUUUUGAAGGCUUUCAAAGUCAUGGAUAGGGAACUGAGAACACAAGCAAGUAUAGAUUGCUUCUGUAGCGGGACUACAGCUGUAACUCUCGUUAAGCAGGGUCGGGAUAUUGUCAUUGGAAAUGUUGGGGACUCAAGAGCAGUACUCGGUACGAGAGACAAUGACAAUUCCCUAGUUCCAGUUCAGUUGACUGUGGAUCUCAAACCAAAUCUCCCAGCGGAAGCUGAGAGGAUUCGUAAGUGUAGAGGGCGUGUAUUCGCUCUUCAUGAUGAACCUGAAGUUGCUCGAGUUUGGCUGCCAAACAACGAUUCACCUGGCCUUGCCAUGGCUCGUGCUUUUGGUGAUUUUUGCCUCAAGGAUUUCGGUCUAAUCUCUGUGCCUGAAAUAUCCUAUAGGAGAACCACUGAAAAAGAUGAGUUCAUAGUCUUGGCUACAGAUGGGAUAUGGGAUGUCCUCACAAACAAAGAAGUUGUAGACAUAAUAGCUUCAGCUCCAUCUCGUUCUACAGCAGCUCGAGCAUUAGUUGAGACAGCAGUUCGAGCGUGGAGACACAAGUAUCCCACAUCAAAAGUAGAUGACUGCGCUGUCGUUUGCCUCUUCCUUGACUCAGACAUGGACAAUUUGUCCGUUGCUGCAAAUACUAGGCCCAAGGAACAACUCACUACUGCAUACGAGGUUAACUCUGCAACAGAGAAAGAAGAAGAUUUCUCGUGUCCUACUGGUUUGGACCGGUCAGGUACUGUCCGAACAUGUGAAGAGAUUCAUCCAGAAGAUGGCUCAGAUGUUAUGAAUUCAGAGCCAGGUAAGGAUUGGUCUGCUUUGGAAGGAGUUUCUCGUGUUAAUACAUUAUUGACACUGCCAAGGUUUGUUCCUGGUGAAAAUGAAACCGAACCCCACAAAUAAUAAUACUAGGGAAGAAGAAGCCAGUCAGUUUUACCUUCUUUCCUGGAUUAUUUUUUUUUUCCUUCAAAUUUUUGUUUCAUUUUUCCAUUUCAAAUUUUAUUAUUUUCUAUAGAUGGGAAUUCAGAGAUAUUUGUAGGGCCCUCAAUAUUAGAACUUGGACAGGAGAAGUUGGCCCGGCUAUAUUAGCAAUGUCUGGGGAAAGUGUCCUCUCUCUUGUGUGGAUAGGAUUAGAAUUUUUGUAAAACCAACUCUCCUCUUCUUU
This is a messenger RNA of Humulus lupulus (European hop), 2865 nucleotides long. Its product is annotated as probable protein phosphatase 2C 33. The coding region runs from base 1152 to 2603 and encodes 483 amino acids. NCBI's taxonomy places the organism in Eukaryota, Viridiplantae, Streptophyta, Magnoliopsida, Rosales, Cannabaceae. The transcript is spliced from 5 exons. The record is from RefSeq and is a predicted model, not a curated record. Gene Ontology annotation, biological process: protein dephosphorylation. Gene Ontology annotation, molecular function: protein serine/threonine phosphatase activity.